Messenger RNA from Funneliformis mosseae, 685 nucleotides. Lineage: Eukaryota; Fungi; Glomeromycota; Glomeromycetes; Glomerales; Glomeraceae. The record is from the annotation of a GenBank genome assembly.
AGAGCAAAGAAAUUUAAUACGUUUGCCUAGUGGGAUAGAAGAUUUACAAGCAUUGAAUAAAAUAUUAGCGGAAUACAUGGACCUAUAUUAUUAUAGCGUAAUGACUGUUUAUGUUGUUGUAUAUGUCUUUUUACAAACAUUUUCUAUACCCGGUAGUAUGUGGCUAUCAGUAUUGGGUGGUGCUUUGUUUAGUCUUCCCACAGCUCUUUUUUUAAUCUGCUUCUGCUCAUCGGCUGGUGCAACGAAUUGUUACUUAUUAUCUCGUAAAUUCGGAAGAACGUUUGUAAAAGAAAAAUUUUCAGAAAAAUUGGAUCAAUGGGCAGAAAAAUUACAAUCACAUUCACAUAAUUUAUUAAGUUAUAUGAUCGUGCUUCGUUUAUCACCCUUUCCACCUAAUUGGUUUGCUAAUGUAGCAGCUCCACAUGUUGGUGUUCCCAUAAAAAUAUUCUCUAUUGGAACAUUUUUUGGUGUUGCAGGUCCUUCUUUAAUCCAUGCACAAGCUGGUUUAACUAUUGAACAUUUAACAAGUGCUUCCGAUUUUAAAAUAUUUUCUUUUACCAAUGUUGGUGCUUUAGUAUUAUUUGCUUUAGCCGUACUUUUACCAGUUUGGUUUAGGAAAAAGGUUGAAAAUGAAGGCAAUAAUCAACAUAGUCUUAAUUCACAAGAAGUAACUCAAUUUACAUAA